AUGCCUGUUUUAUGUAAAACGCAUAGUAGCCUCGUUGGUGCACAUAUCCCCAUUGAUGAUGUUGUGUCUUUACUGGAUUUACCUCAGGUCUCGAUUGAGUAUAAGUCACAUAAUCAUAUGAGCACUGCCGAAUUAGCUGUUAGAUUUGUAGACUAUUACUCGAGUUUUGAUACCUCACAACAUGUGAUUUAUAUUGAAAAGGGCUUAGCCUCGAGAAGACGGCAAGUUUCUGGAGAAGUUCGCUUACUGCUCGUGGAUCCGUACUCGAGCAUGACUGUAUGUAGGUCUAGUGCAGCAGCGAAAGCUUUUGCAGAUGCCAUGACAUUCCUGAAGAGGAAAAUGCCAGCUGGUCAAUUUCUGGAUUCAUUCCCAACUUUUCCUGAAGCGUCGAUGUUUCUUGCGCAGACGAAAUAUUGCUCAUGGCGGCUCUAUGUUCAAGAACGAAAAGUCAUAGUUGAUAAAAGAGCCCAGGACCAAUCACCAGAUUUAGAAAUACAAGAAGCUGAUACUAACUGA
Molecule: messenger RNA, 516 nt
Organism: Cylicostephanus goldi
Lineage: Eukaryota; Metazoa; Nematoda; Chromadorea; Rhabditida; Strongylidae
Source: the annotation of a GenBank genome assembly